Molecule: messenger RNA, 1215 nt
Organism: Striga asiatica
Lineage: Eukaryota; Viridiplantae; Streptophyta; Magnoliopsida; Lamiales; Orobanchaceae
Source: the annotation of a GenBank genome assembly
GUCCAAGUUACGGCCCAGCCCAAGCCGCUAGGGUUAGUUUGGUGGUACAUAAUCACAUUUUCGCCAGCUUCUUUCCACCCUUUCAAGUGGAUCUCCAUCUUUCCAAGUGAUUGCUUGCCGGCGUCUAAUCUUAGGGUUUUCCAACUUCGCUCUUCCAUCAAGAGUUUCAAGAUGUAUACUGCCUUACAAAAGAUUCACAAGGACAAGGAUGCUGAGCCCUCUGAGUUUGAGGAGAAUGUAGCUCAGGUCUUAGUCAAAUGGGCCGUCUUCUCAAUUGGUUCUCUGCCACUGGAAUUAAAUUUUGACUGUGUUGUGCUUAUCAUGACCUUUAUUGUACCACAGGCUUUGUUUGAUCUGGAAAACACCAACCAGGAGAUCAAGAGUGACUUGAAGGACCUAUACAUCAACUCUGCCUCGCAAAUUGAUGUUUCCGGAGGCAAGAAAGCUGUUGUGAUUCAUGUGCCUUACCGUCUGAGGAAAUCUUUCCGCAAGAUUCAGCCUAGGCUCGUGAGAGAGCUUGAGAAGAAGUUCAGUGGGAAGGAAGUGGUCCUUAUUGCUACCAGGAGGAUUGUUCGCCCGCCAAAGAAGGGGUCUGCUGUCCAAAGGCCAAGAACGCGAACUCUCACUGCUGUGCAUGAUGCCAUGCUCGAGGACAUUGUUUAUCCGGCUGAGAUUGUAGGAAAACGUGUCAGAUACAGACUUGAUGGAUCAAAGAUCAUGAAGAUCUUCUUGGACCCCAAGGCAAAGAACGACACCGAGAGUAAGCUGGAGACAUUUGCUGGGGUUUACAGGAAGCUUUCGGGGAAAGAUGUUGUGUUUGAAUUUCCUACAAACGAGGCAUGAAGACAAAGUUGUGUGUUUCUAGAUUUAUUUUUCACUUUUCAGUAUAUUUAAUUGAAAGACAAUCUGUAGUAUGAGAUGAGAAAACUUGACAGUCAAGUUUUGAUGAAGAGAUCUUAUUUGCAUGUUUGGAAAGAUUGUUGUUUUCUUCAAAAAUUGUCCAACAGAAUUUUUUCUGAUACAUUGUUACUUCUCUCUAGAUAAAUUUUUGUUAGUAAGAUUAUGUUUAAACGAUUUGGCUCCUGUAUGUAUAUCUCCUUAAUUUUAAAUUUGUCCAAAACCCCAUUCUGUUUGGGUCAGUGUUUAAUCACCCGAUACUACCAGUAUCCAAUAAUACAAAAUUAUGGACAUUUAUCCGAAAUGAACAUAUACUCG